AUGGUAGCUUAUCUAGAAUUUGGAGGUGCAGAAAUCAAAGGCUCUGAGCGACGCGGCGCAGCUCGCCUGGGCAGUGGGCCGGAAAAGGAAGUUUCCUCUCUGUUCUCGCGGCCCCAAGCUCUCCCUGGGCCCCGGCGGCGCCUCGCUCCGGUCGCGGCUCCUGUCCACGGCCACCCGCGAGUUCUCCCCGUGGAUCUGAUGCCCCAGGGGGCAGCCCUGCAGGCGGGCCCGCUGGCCAAGAUCUAUUUGCUAGUGGCAGGAGUGAUGCUCUGCUCCAUCCCUGCUUGUCCUCUUGACAACAAAGAAAUCUUCAUACAUUUAAGACAGAUGAAAACGAUCCCCUCUCAGUUAUGCCUAGAGCACAGACAUGACUUCACAUUUUCUUGGAGAAGAGAGAAUAUCACCCCAAUCCAGAUGACUCAAGGCACCUGUUAUCACCAACUGAUGCUCCAGCAGAUCUUCAACCUCUUCACCAUGGAGAGCAGCUAUGCUGCUUGGAACAGCACCCUCCUCCACAAACUACUCUCCAGCCUGGGUCAGAGCCUGGAACAGCUGGAAGAAGUGACUCUGGAUUGUCCUGAUUUGGGAAUCGCUGUAUGGAAGUUCCAAGGAAUCCAUCUGUACCUGAAGGGAAAGGCAUACAGCCCCUGUGCCUGGGAGGUUGUCAGAGUGGAAAUUGAAAAUUGCCUUUCCCUCAUGUAA
This is a messenger RNA of Budorcas taxicolor (takin), 702 nucleotides long. RefSeq names its product interferon tau-2-like. Gene Ontology annotation, biological process: defense response; T cell activation involved in immune response; positive regulation of peptidyl-serine phosphorylation of STAT protein. The record is from RefSeq and is a predicted model, not a curated record. NCBI's taxonomy places the organism in Eukaryota, Metazoa, Chordata, Mammalia, Artiodactyla, Bovidae. Gene Ontology annotation, molecular function: cytokine activity; type I interferon receptor binding. Gene Ontology annotation, cellular component: extracellular region.